Cladophialophora immunda is the source of this 2978-nucleotide messenger RNA. RefSeq lists its product as uncharacterized. NCBI's taxonomy places the organism in Eukaryota, Fungi, Ascomycota, Eurotiomycetes, Chaetothyriales, Herpotrichiellaceae. The transcript has 2 exons. The coding region runs from base 356 to 2389 and encodes 677 amino acids. Gene Ontology annotation, molecular function: mRNA binding. The record is from RefSeq and is a predicted model, not a curated record. Gene Ontology annotation, biological process: mRNA processing. Gene Ontology annotation, cellular component: exon-exon junction complex.
CUCGCCUCCGGUCAAAAGACACUUUUGCUGCAGAAUGCAAGGGCAUCUUGUGCCUCUUCAACCGCGCUCUGAUUUCAUUAUCACUGGUCUCAAACAUCAGAGACCUCCAAAUCCAACCUGCUCUGUCUGCUUUUGCAUCUUUUCUUUUCAUCCCCGCAACCUCGAGAUGGGUGUCAGGAUCCUGUAAAUGGUCUUUGCUCCAAAAAGUCCCGUCGUCCAACCUCCAUCGAGUCGAGACUUGGGUGCUCGACAACCGAGAAUGGUUCAUCCUCAUCUCUCCUAGAUUCCAUUCUACGUCGCGUCUCGAAUUGUUCCGUUCCGAGAGACUCAAACCAGAUCCGGAAUCACUACCACCAUGCCCGCGCCCCGACGGAAAAAUCUGCUUGCGAGCAGACGGAGGCGACAAGACGAAGGAGAGGAAGAAGGAUCGAUACUCGGCGACUUUGAGGAUGAUUCUCUGAGUGAGGGCUCCGCAGUCACCAAUGGUGAGGAAGAAGGAGACUUUGAAGGAAGUGAGUCGAGUGGAGACGAGCGAGACCCGGUGCAGGAUACUACAACAGGUGCAACAGCGCAAGAUCAGGAUGGCCGAGCUGCUGUGGUCUCUCGCCAGGACUCCUCAAAGCCUAAGAAUAGUUUUGGGCACUCGGCGGAUACCGAUGCCAUGUUGCGUGGGUUGGGUCAAGCUCAGCAGUCGCAAGAGAGAGACGAGCUACAAUUUGACAACCUGCCUGCUUCAACGGAUUCAGGUGCAGCUGUUGCUGUUGCUGCUGCUGCUCCGAGAGCUUUUCGACAAGAGACUACAGCCCAGCGCGCUCGCAGGGAGCAUCAGGAGUACAUCCGCCAGAGGAAUGCAAAUCCCGCAUUCGUGCCUACCAGAGGAGGGUUUUUUCUUCAUGACGACCGGAACUCGCCCUCCAUGGGGCUAAACUCGAGACCUCCUGGACGGGGUAGGGGUCGGGCCUAUGGACCUGCAAUGAGCACAGGACGAGGAAUAGGUCUCAACGAACCGACAGACAAGCCUUGGGCUCAUGAUCUUCAUGAACAGCACGAGAACAAGAUGAAACCAGCGCAACAAGAAAUCAAGCCAAUUCCUGCACCAGUUGAAACGGAGAAGGAUCAGAACAAAGUUAAAGCCGCUUCAACGGCACCGAACAGAUCAUUUUCGUUCACGACCAUUUUGGGAAAUGUCAAUGUCCAAGUAUCAUUUCCGGGCAUGGCCGAGAAGAUUACUGUACCAAAUAUCGUCAAGAAGCAUCAUGUUUUGCUUCCGCAGCAUCGUCCUCCGUUGAGAAGGGACAAGCCUGUGCGCGUCUCAAUCCCGGGCGCAGCACCACGAUACAUCUUUCCUAGUGCGGAUCGGUCCUUCAUCUUCAUUCCGAGGGCUCAACGUCCCAAUCAAGCGGGUUAUACACGCGGCCGUGGUAGAGGCAGCUUCCAAGGUAGCCGCAGACCGAGCAUAUAUGGUGGAGGCUAUACCCCUAGUAUUGCUAUGAGUCGGAAAUCUUCCAUGGGGGCGUCCACUUUGCGAGAAGGCAUCAGGUCUCCUGCCGAAUCGGUCAUUUCUCGCCACGCGGCAAUGGGUAAUGAGAGCAGUCGGCCUGUGGUCCGCAUGCCGUCCGGGGCCCCUACACCGUCACUCUCGAGGACUGGUCUGCCGGUGAUGAACGGCCAGAUUGGCAUGAAUGCAGCACCGACACAAAUUCAAGCGCCAGCUAUGUACGGGAGCCACAAUGCAGCCAUUCCUAUGCACCAGCCCCGGCCGCAGAAAACCGUCUCUGUGGCACAUAUCGAAUCGCCGGCCGCGUUUCAUUUCAAAGCCCCUCAGCAGCAGCAGGAGAUACCGUUCCACCAACAAGUACCCCCCCAAAUCUCCAACUUGUAUGCGGAAGACAAGACUACGGCUCAGCCCGGUCAGUCGACAAUCUCUGGAAUGGCUGGAGUGGCGCCUCUCUCUCAGAUACCGGAAGGAGCGGUCUUCGCGCCAGGCUUUCAGCCAUACCCAGUCCUGGGCGGCGGUUCGUAUUUCGGGGCGCCUUACAGCAAUGGAGCCGUUUUCUACCCACCAGUUCCUGCUACGAGCUCUUUCGGAAUUCCCAUGGCGGGACCAGCACUGGCGCCCAGCUUUGUCCCCGGGUCACAGUCGCAUCCGAUGAGCUACAUGCCUGCCACAGGACCUACCGAAAGCAGCAUGCUGGCGCACGAGUCCAACGGCAUGGUCUACUACUACAACCCGACAAUGUUCGGUCCCGACGCCCAGGGCGGAAUGCAGCAAUUCCCAAUGGCCCCCAGUGGAAACAUGAUGCCACUGAGCAACGGAAUGCCGUCCCAGGCUCCCUAUUACUACUCUUCUGCCCCCUCUGGCAUGUUCUAUCCAGCGCAGUCAGGCUGAUUUGUGGCCUAUGGAUCCUCUGUUUCUCUUUUGAUUGAUUUACUGGUAUUUUGACCCUUUCGUUCCCUUUUCAGCGGGUGAUGGAGUAUCGGGCACACAUGCAUUUGGGGCAGGCAGCUGGCUUUGGUCGGAUUUUAAAGGAUUCUCCAACCCACGGAGACUUUUCUCCUCUGUCUUCUUCCAACAUGGCUUCGAGAUAUCCUUGACCAUAUUCUUCUGUACAUUAUAUCUCGUGGUUAAAAGGAAAACUUGUUGAUGAGUGUGUUAGAGUUCUUGACAGGGUGAGGUCAAGGUCGCAGAAGGAAAACGCAAAGGCUCCAAGGCUGUGUGCGGAUCCACUAGUCGAUUUAGUGACACUGAUGGAGAGGAUUUUCGAAGAUCCAUCAGGACGAGGCUGGUUCACCGGUUGACCUGAAGGUGGUCGAGGCUUAUCUCGUGCCUCGUGGGUCAAUAAAGGGUAGUUUCGGCCUCGGGAAGCGGGGUUUCUUUUGCUAGGAAGAAUGAAAAUAGGGUUUCAUGCUCGGCUUAACAGGGUGUGCCUCGUCUUGACAAGAGGCAACGUUGUCUGGACUCCAAUGUGCUCUUGCGG